AUGGAUGCCCCUAACAGCACGCCAGACCAGGAAAAAGGAGAACAACAGCCCAGUGCAUUGCCAAUCGUUUGUGAAAAAGACAAUUCGCAAGAAGCUUCUGAUCAUGUCCCUCCACAGCUCUCUCUUUCGCCACAGGAAGCAGAAACAAGACAUACCUUGGCGACUGAGCCCUUUCAACCUAUUCUGAAGGUGCUAGCAGACCUCGAACGCGAUGAUCCCAAGCCGCCUUUCCCGCGGCUCGACUUGUCAGACACUAUCGACGCCUAUGGGAGUCGUGCGUGUCCAAACACAUCGAGUGCCAGAAGCUAG
This is a messenger RNA of Penicillium arizonense, 309 nucleotides long. RefSeq lists its product as uncharacterized. The record is from RefSeq and is a predicted model, not a curated record. Bases 1 to 309 code for a protein of 102 amino acids. NCBI's taxonomy places the organism in Eukaryota, Fungi, Ascomycota, Eurotiomycetes, Eurotiales, Aspergillaceae. The transcript is spliced from 2 exons.